This is a messenger RNA of Linum trigynum, 2032 nucleotides long. The record is from the annotation of a GenBank genome assembly. Lineage: Eukaryota; Viridiplantae; Streptophyta; Magnoliopsida; Malpighiales; Linaceae.
CUACCUCCACUGACGGACUCUCAUUACCAACUGAUUCCAUAGACAUGACAUGUUCUGCAUCCAGACCAAGACUUCUUCUAUGUGUUUUCAUGAAUGUUAACAAAUCUUCUUGCAGGUCCUUUACGGUAUCCAGUCGUAUUUCCACCAAUUUCAUACGCUUGUCAAAACUCACCAUGAUUUCUUUGAUGGCUUGGACAGACUCCAAGACACUAGCAAUAUCACCACUUUCAUCCUUUGUGUUUUCCAUCUUCGUAAUUUUCAUAAAAAACACCACAUUAUAAAAGGUUAAAACCACAUUAAAAUAAUUAUUUAUAUAUAUAUUUAUGAAUAUUAACAUACUAAUAAACCCUUGCUAUAAUUUCCUGAACUUGUCAUAUCAGCGGGUUAGGGGUGGUAAUUGGUCGGUAACCGGUUUACGGUAUACCGAGUCAUAGUAGAUGGCUGCCGAAUAUCGAAACCGAAUUCCUGCCGGUUAACCGGUUUACCGGGUUCCCGGUUAUCAGUCACCAAACCGGUUAACCACAUGCCGAUUUCAGCCCACAACAAAAAUCACAAUGAUGCUUGGGAAAGAAAAAGAAAAAUCAGACUGUCUUUCUAUCUCAUCAUCUUCUUCCUCCGCCCACUCUCUAACAUUUUCCCCGAUCUGAGUCGUCGGUCGCUUUCCUCCUCUUUCUUUCCAUCAAUCGGACAAAAAAAUAACCUCGACUUCUGGUCGCCGCUGUCGCCAUCGUCGUUGGAGGAAGAGGAAGAAGUAGAACAGAAGGUCAAGUGGGAGGUGGGAGGGCAGGCCUUUUUUGCUUUGUGGCGGAGAGUACGGAGAAAGAUCGGGAGGAGUGAGAGCAGUGAAGAAACAGAGUGGGUGAAAUUGAAAUUCCCAGCUCAGUAAUGUCCGCAGGGUGAGAUUGGGAUUUGAGAUAUAGGCAUUCUUGGUGGUAAAUGGAAGAACGGGAGGGGUUUCAUUCAGAUGCGGCGAAAUUGGAAUUGGAAAGGAAGUUCGGACUUUGAAUUGUGGGAUUGGACGGAGUGGCUAUGCAGAAAAAUACAGAGACUGGUAUCAAUUAACGCAUUUUACUUGGUUUGAUAUUUACUUUGUAUGACUGUCUUUUCUGUCCUUUAGCUUCAUCCUACUUCAUUUAGGUUUCAGUUCGUACCACAGUAAGGUUUUGAGUUGAGCAUUCAGUGUGUCUUUAUUAGGCCAAGUUGCUGACCCUUUUUAGGCAUUGAAUUGUUGUGAAUCAGUACCUAUAUAUUAGGGUCCAUAGAGUGUUCAGGACAAGGAGUCUUCUGGUUGCGAACCUUAGCAGUCAGAAUGUUUGGCUAUGAUAAUGUCAAUUGUCCAUCUGUUUCAUUAUAAUAGGUUAACAUCUGGUUUCUCUUAAAGUUUUCGGUUGUUUAUUUUAAUUUUGGCUCUCAUUUGCACUUUGGGUUAUCAAAAUUCACAUUUCAGGAAGCCCAUGGGAAAUAUCUUGACUUGCAUGAACUAUACAACCAGUACAUCAAUGCAAAGUUUGGGAGUUUGAUGAUUUUAAAAGCCUAAGAAUGCUUCUUUGUUUGGAGUUUAUUAUAUUUAAGUAUUUUCUAAAAGUAAUACAUUUUUCUUCUUCCCGAAAACCUAUGGCAUAAGAAUUAUAUGGCUUGGUAAUCUAUGAAAGUUGCAUUUGGUAUUCUAAUAAAAUAACAACAUCAUUACGCUUCUGAAAGUAAUAGAGGUUAAGUAUGAACACAUACCUUACUUCUCCACCCAGGGACGUCGAUUCUGCAUAAAAAUUCCUGCCCGCCAUGAAAAUCAGUACCAAACUAUGAAAUUAGGGUAGAAGGAAAAAAAAAACAAGCUAACUAAGCGACUCUGUAAACCCCUACUCCCUUCCACGAAAAGUGAGUCCUGAAAGAGGGAUAUGUUUUUAUAUAGUCCACAGUAGCAAUGAGAGUUUGAUAUGAAUUCAAAUGCUUCCUCUAUAUAUUAUUAAGAAUAAAUAUCCCCUUUUCUUGUUACGUAGUUGAUUGAAUAUUUAAAUAUAUGCUUAAAUAAUCA